Panicum hallii is the source of this 987-nucleotide messenger RNA. Its product is annotated as endochitinase A-like. The record is from RefSeq and is a predicted model, not a curated record. Gene Ontology annotation, molecular function: chitinase activity. Gene Ontology annotation, biological process: chitin catabolic process; carbohydrate metabolic process; cell wall macromolecule catabolic process. Lineage: Eukaryota; Viridiplantae; Streptophyta; Magnoliopsida; Poales; Poaceae. The transcript is spliced from 2 exons. Bases 91 to 780 code for a protein of 229 amino acids.
CACACAACUCACCUCAUCACAUCACAUGAUCAAGGUCCACCGCAGCAAGGAAACCUAGCAGUCAAGAACUGAUCCAGGCUGUGAUCCGGCAUGGCAAGCUCAGCGGCAACGUCGAGGAUCCUGGCUCUCGGGCUGGCGCUCCUCUGCGCCGCCGGCCUGGCAGCCGCGCAGAACGUGGCCAGCGUCGUCACCGACGCCUUCUUCAACGGCAUCAAGAACCAGGCCCCGGGCUCGUGCGAGGGCAAGAACUUCUACACGCGGAGAGCGUUCCUGAGCGCCGUCAACUCGUACCCGGGCUUCGCGCACGGCGGCUCCGAGACCCAGGGCAAGCGCGAGAUCGCCGCCUUCUUCGCGCACGUCACGCACGAAACCGGACAUUUCUGCUACAUCAGCGAGAUCAACAAGGGCAACAGCUACUGCGACCCGAGCUACAGGCAGUGGCCGUGCGCCCCGGGGAAGAAGUACUACGGGCGCGGCCCGCUGCAGAUCUCGUACAACUACAACUACGGGCCCGCCGGGAGGGCCAUCGGCUUCGACGGGCUCGGGAACCCUGACAGGGUUGCUCAGGACCCCGUGAUCGCGUUCAAGACGGCGCUCUGGUUUUGGAUGAAAAACGUGCACGGGGUGAUGCCGCAGGGGUUCGGCGCCACCAUCAGGGCCAUCAACGGCGCCCUCGAGUGCAACGGGAGGAACCCCGACCAGAUGAACGCGCGGGUGCGCUACUACAGGCAGUACUGCCAGCAGCUCGGCGUCGACCCCGGGAGCAACCUCACCUGCUAGAGGUGUUGCUUGGGUUCAUGCAUACAUGCUUGGCUCGUGAAGAAUAAAGGGUACUCAGCGUCGCAUACUUGAAAUGGCAACGGGAGUGAAACCCAGAGCUUAUGUACUAGUAGUAGCAACAAUAAAAAUGCAGGGGCAGGGCAGGGCCUGUCUAAUUCGACCUAAUAAUAAAAAAAGAAGCACAGUGCGGUGAGCACUUGGCAAGUA